This is a messenger RNA of Lactuca sativa (garden lettuce), 2278 nucleotides long. Its product is annotated as sodium/hydrogen exchanger 3. Gene Ontology annotation, cellular component: plasma membrane. Gene Ontology annotation, biological process: regulation of intracellular pH; sodium ion import across plasma membrane; potassium ion transmembrane transport. Gene Ontology annotation, molecular function: potassium:proton antiporter activity; sodium:proton antiporter activity. Lineage: Eukaryota; Viridiplantae; Streptophyta; Magnoliopsida; Asterales; Asteraceae. The record is from RefSeq and is a predicted model, not a curated record.
ACCUUUUUCAAAAUUAAAAAAAUAAAUUUAUAUCUACUAUUUAAUAUUUCUUUUAGUAGACUUUUUAAUACACAAUAUCUUAACUAGUUUUGCAAUGUACACCUAACCCUCAAAAUUCCAUAUUAACGCAACACGGCAGUAGCAUCUUCUGCACUUUCGCGGUAUUUCAAAGCCUGGCUUUCCACGAUUCGUUGCCUUGUUCCAUCGCGUCUUGCACUCUUGCUCGUUAAGAAAACCUUAAUUCUUCUUCAAGUUCAUAUUUUCUUGAACGAUUCAUAUUAAAAGAAGUUUUAUAAACCUUAGGUGGACGAAAAAGUCUGUUAACUCUGUUUUUAGUUGAAGAAUUUUUCUACAAUCGGUUGCGGAUUUUGAGGCUGCAAUAUGGGUAUCCAUGUGGGGUCAAGUUCAGGUUUAUCAACAUCGGAUCCAGAGGAUGAGUAUGUACGCAGCAUAGCCUUAUUUGCAACCCUUUUAUGUGCUUGUAUAGUGAUUGGUCAUCUUCUUGAAAAAACCCGGUGGAUCAAUCAGUCAGUCACAGCCCUUUUGAUUGGUCUAGCCACAGGAUGCAUUAUUUUGCUAACUUCUGGUGGUAAAAACUCUCGCAUAUUGGAAUUUCAGGAAGAGUUUUUCUUUAUGUAUCUCCUUCCACCAAUAAUCUUCAAUGCUGGGUUUCAGGUGAAAAAGAAACAGUUUUUCCGCAAUUUCAUGACCAUUACAUUAUUUGGAGCUAUUGGUACUUUGAUAUCGUUUGCCAUUAUAUCAUACGGUGCAAAAGUCUUGUUCCCUAAACUGGACAUUGGUUACCUCGAGAUCAAGGAUUAUCUUGCACUUGGAGCCAUAUUUUCUGCAACAGAUUCUGUGUGCGCCUUACAGGUGCUUAAUCAAGAAGAAACACCACUAUUGUACAGUCUAGUGUUUGGGGAGGGUGUGGUGAAUGAUGCCACAUCUGUGGUACUUUUCAAUGCCAUCACCAGUUUUGACCUAAACAACUUUAAUGCUACUGAAGCCCUUACAUUUGCUUACAGUUUCUUGACAUUGUUUGUAUUAAGCACGUUGUUGGGAAUUUUUGUUGGGCUGCUAUGUUCAUUCAUCAUCAGAACAUUAUACUUUGGAAGGCAUUCAACUGAUCGUGAAAUAGCUCUCAUGAUGCUCAUGGCUUACCUCUCAUACAUUACAGCUGAAAUGUUUGAAUUAAGCGGAAUCCUUACAGUAUUCUUUUGUGGGAUUGUAAUGUCACACUACGCAUGGCAUAACAUCACUUUGAGUUCACAAGUAACCACAAAGCAUACUUUUGCCACAAUGUCAUAUAUAUCUGAAGUGUUUAUCUUCCUGUAUGUUGGAAUGGACUUGUUAGAUAUUGAAAAAUGGAGGUUCAUAGAGGAUAGCCCUGGAAAAUCAUUUAGUGCAAGUGGUAUACUGGUUGGGUUGAUUAUGGUUGGAAGGGCAGCUUUUGUGUUCCCUCUGUCGUUAUUCUCCAACUUUAUUCGAAAAAAUAGGAACGAAAAGAUCAAGAUUAAACAGCAAGUUACCGUUUGGUGGGCUGGUCUCAUGCGGGGUGCUGUAUCCGUAGCACUUGCUUAUAAAAAGUUUACUGGAUCUGGGCAAACUAUUCAGCCUGCAAAUGCGCUGUUGAUCACCAGCACCAUUACUGUUGUUCUUUUCAGUACAGUGGUAUUUGGAUUGAUGACAAAGCCGAUUAUAAGAUGGUUGUUACCAGAUGAAACAGACCCAUCUACUCCAAACUCAUCAAGUGGUAUGCCGCUUCUACAAAAUGGGCAUGGGCAUGAAGAAGGCGGAAAUGAAAAUAGGCCGAGUCGAAAGAGGCUACCAGAUACUCCUCCAAACAUGGUUCAUCAGUAUUGGAGAAAGUUUGAUGAUGCGUUUAUGCGCCCUGUUUUUGGGGGUAGAGGCUUUGUGUCCCAAGCCACCGGGACCCGUGACAUGGGUGUCAUCCAUUGAUGCAGGCUACCAGUCUACCACUAUGGACUCUGGACUAUGUUGAUGUACAUAAUUGGCUUGGUUCUUAUAGUUUUGGUACACAUAUAUUUACGUCUUUUCGGUUGUAUUAUAAUUAUAUACUUUUAAGGGGUUAAAAAGCAUUAUAGAGUAAAAAAACAAGGGUAGGUAGAUGUAUUGUGUUGGGGUUCUUUAUCGAUCGUCUAACUGCUAACAUGCUAACAACCUAACAUAAGAGAUGUAAAUCGGAAUGUCAGCUAGAACAUGGAAGGUUUCAACUUCUUAUACAUCAAAAAGUGUCAAACGGAGGCUUCGUGAAAAA